UACAUGUCAAUUAGUUUGGUUUAUUAUCUUUUUAUAGUGUAAGCAUUUACUUUACAUGUCUUUACAUGUAGAUACCAGUCUCACAGAUUUUUAGCUGGUCAGAUAUGUCUGAAAAGAAUGGACAGACAAAAUCGCUCGAAGCUAAAUUACCCUGGUACUAUAAUGUAUACAACACCAUCAAGGAUACGCCCAUCAAUUUGACGCUUUUACUCGUCUCGGCCUUCGUUUUCUAUAAAGUUGUAAAUAUAUCGCGUCAACGUCGCAAUUUGAAUCGUGUUCGCAAUUUCUUUGGCUACGGGAAAGACAACGAGAAAUCACAGUUACCGCCGCUACAACGUGACUUUACCGUAAAAGAGCUACUCGAAUAUAAUGGCACUCGUGAAGAUGGACGUAUACUAGUGGCAGUCAAUUAUAAUAUAUACGAUGUAUCGUGUGCUAAGCAAGUUUAUGGGCAAACUGGAGCAUAUCCACAAUGGGCAGGAUCUGAUAUAUCACGUAAUUUGAUCAACUUUACAGCGGAACGAAAUGAGAAUCAGGAAUUUGAUUAUAUGAGCGACCUAACUGCAAAGCAAAGGAGUAAUUUAAUGGAGUGGGAUCAACAGUAUAGUGAAAAGUAUCCGCUUGUUGGCCAUUUGGUGUCUGAUGAUGAAGACGAAAAUGAAGAACAUACCGUAGUUGUUGAAAAUGAUGAGGGCGACAAGGAAGAAAUUGAAAAACGGUUAGGCACAAUAUAAAAUGUAACUGAUACUACGAAAAUUUGUUGUUACUAGCC
This is a messenger RNA of Drosophila hydei, 772 nucleotides long. Its product is annotated as membrane-associated progesterone receptor component 1. The record is from RefSeq and is a predicted model, not a curated record. The coding region runs from base 105 to 734 and encodes 209 amino acids. Gene Ontology annotation, cellular component: membrane; endomembrane system. The transcript has 2 exons. NCBI's taxonomy places the organism in Eukaryota, Metazoa, Arthropoda, Insecta, Diptera, Drosophilidae.